GCGCGCAGCUUCCUCAGCCUGCCACUUGAGCCGGGAAGCCUGCCUGCCGCUCGCUCGCCGAAGCGGCUCCGCUGCCCAUCGCUGUCGGGAAGGGAGGGGAAAACAAAUAUUGAAUCAGAAGAUCUUGUGAUAUUCUUCAGGAAGAUUGCUUCGGAGAGGACAGUUUGGAGAAAGAAACGUUUGAUAUCUGAACAUUGGAUAUAUCAGAAGUCAUGGCGGACUGGCUUCUAAUUGGACUGUUUGUGGCAAUGGUGCUGCUUCUGUUGCUGACGAUCUUCGGCUUUGCUGUUUAUUCGGGACUGUUUACAGAAGUAAUUGUGAAUGCGGGUUUGCCCCCCAUUGGCAACAUCACUGUGGCAUACAAGUUCCAGGUGGGGCCUUAUGGUGACUCUGGAAGGUUUUUUACAGAGAGCUGCAGUGUCUCUCCAAGACUGUCUUCUAUCGCUAUCUACUAUGACAACCCUCACACGGUGGAUCCAGAAAAAUGUCGCUAUGCUGUAGGUAGCGUCCUGAGUGAAGGAGAAGACAAGCCAUCUGAGGCAGUGAUCCGCAUGUUUCUGAAGUAUGGCUUCAAGAUUAUCAACUUCCCAGCUCCUAGUCAUGUAGUCACGGCAACCUUCCCUUAUACAACUCCACUAUCCAUCCAUCUGGCAGUGAACCGUGUCCAUUCAAGUCUUGAUGUAUACAUCAAGGACCGGAAACUAUGCGCCCAUCCUAGACUGGAGAUCUACAAAGGAAAUAAAAUCUAUUUUAUAUGCCCCCUUGCACGUCAAGGGGACUUCUACGUGCCUGAAAUGAAAGAGUUGGAGAAGAAAAACAGAGCAGCUGCAGCAGCAGUAGAAACUGAUGACGAUCAAACAGAUAUUACAGGUGUGGACACCAUGAGUGAGACAAGUUCCGUCAGCGUUGAAGCUACAACUGACAUCAGUGAGACUUCGGUGGCUACCUCCAUCUUAUCUCCUUUUGCAUCUGGCCACAGUCGAGAUGAGGCAGACAAUCGCAGUGAGCAUAGCUACAGUGAAUCGGGGGCCAGUGGUUCCUCCUUUGAAGAAUUGGACAUGGAAGGCAAUGGUGACGGAAUGGCAGGUCUGUUAUGUGACCUUGGUUCUGCAGAAGACCGAGACCCCGCCCAAGUCAAGUGGACCAAGGAGCCUCUCGCCCCAGAAGAAAAAAGGGGCGAAGAAUAAAGAUGUGUUUACUUACGUUUUAGGGACUGAAAAGAGAAACUGAUAAUAGUUCUUGAUUCUUUUCCGUCCAGUCCAAAAAAAAUUGGUUACUGAUCCAUGUUGAGAGCUUGCUACAUUUUGUCUGCAAACAAAUAUUUGGAGAGUAAUAUAAAGGAGAGGAAAUUAUAUUCAGUAGAACAAUGAAUAUAAUCACAUUUUAUACCCAGACUUAAGGAAGUAUGCUGCAAUAGGAAAUUGAAAGUGAGAGGGGAUGUAGUGUUGGUGGUGAGUUCCGUUUGAACCAGUAAAUAUAAGAUUUUACAUAGACUGCCCCUGGACUUGGCAUCUUUUAAAUUCUUCCUGCAUUCUGUCUUGUUUGAUUUCCAAUUGGCUGCUUUUCUGUAACAUGCACACUCAAUUUGGUGCUGUAUCAAUUAAGACCAAAGAACUGUAGCACUUAUUAUGGAAAGAGACUAGUGCACACUUUCUUACAUCUUUCUAUCAUAAAUGCAGCAUAUGAAUUCUUAUUAUAAUACAAUAGUGCCCUUGGAAAGGUAGUGGAUUAUGUGCAGGUUAGUGUAAUCCCAAUUAGUCAUGUGUUUCUGCUCCAUUUCCCUCUGUUAUUGGUGCCGUUUCUUUCUCUUUUUGGUUUCCAUGGUAUAAAUAAACCAGGUUCUUGAUAGUUACAUUUAAUAUUUUGGGAACCAUAUUCCUUCUCUAGUUUCUUAUGUGAAAGUGUCCAUCAGAAAGAAAAAUCCAUCGCUGUUAGUAUUAAUGGUGCCCUUUUUCUGCAGUCUUGGGAAGCAGGCUGUUUGAGAAUGAGGAAUUGCAAAGUAAGCCAGUGAUCAGUAGAUGACCCGGUUGCCUGUGCCACUACUAUUCCUUCACUCCUGUGGUGUGGUAGCAACCGAACGUAGGAAAAGAUCAAUCUGUUCAGUGCUGUUCAGAAGACUCAGGUACUAUAGUAACCACAAAGAAUUUGAGCCAGCAUGCGAAGCACAGCUGAAAGUUAUUAUAUAUUAUGACUUGGUGAAGUUGAGUUCUUCCAACAUGAUUCCAAAGCACCUCUUACAUUAGGAUGAAAUGACAGUGUUUAUCAUUUUGCACUGGCAAUAGUUUUGAAUGUUUGGUCAGAACAAAGAGGUCUCCAUAAAGAUGGUAUUCUGAAGUAUUGAACCAAAUGUGUCACUUCUGAAUCUCUAGUAAAGCUCUUUUACUGAGGAAUCAAUAGUUGAGAAAUGUGGCAAUAGUUGGAAUCCCCAGUUUCAUUGUUGUAGCUUGAGGAAGCAUUGAGACAGCAGAGUUGAAGAAAAUAUUAAUAUCUGUGUAUUAGGGAUAAAGUAUUGAAAUAUUUUGCUCCUCUUCAGCAUUCUUGGUUCUCUUGAUUGCAUCCUCUUACUAGAGAUUGAUGGUUCACUCUCUUUCUUAAUGGAUUUUUGUCCACACAGUAGGUAGAGGAGUUCAAAAUUUAGCCACCUUCAGACCUGUCUUGCUCUGAGCAUUGACAGCCUGGGAGGGUAAUUCAUGGAAUGCAGUGUUACAAUCUUUUAGAGUUUUGUGGUCCAUAAAGCCAUUUAGUCCCCCUUCCCCCAACAAUCACAACUGAUUCGUUCUUUUGUGCUGUGUUGUUUCUAAAGUCUCAAUUCCCAGUUUAGUUUUUUAUUUCCUGAUGCUUAAAUCUACAUUCAUAUGCUCCGAAUUUUGAUUUAAUUUAACAAACCAAAUCAAUACUGUGCAUCAGAAGCUUGGAGUGUAACAUGGAAUUAUUUGAAUGAAAAUCUUCCAACUGUCUCAUUUUAGCUUUAUUUGUGCAGGGCUCCUAUGCAUCCCCAUUUCCUCAGACAUGCUUGAAUAUCUAGUGCUUAUAUGCCUGUUCAUGUCUGUAGCUCUAGCCAAACUUUUGUGCUCCCAAUUAAGGCUAAAUUAGACAUUAGACAACAUCAUUAAUGCAAUUGCUGUGUCAAACACUAUCAAACAACAGGGGUACGGUGAAAUGAGGAGACAGCAUAUAGUUAUUAGUAUGCUAUGUUCUAUCCCCAGAGUUUAUUUGUUAUGAUAACCUUCCUUCCUUCCUUCCUUCCUUCCCUCCCUCCCUCCCUCCUUCCCUCCGUCAAUACAGUAUAUCAGUAUCAAAGUAUUUUACUGGAUUAUGACAUUUCAUUUAGGUAUGUGUAAACCUUGUGUUUCCAGCAUCUUCUUUUACUCCUCUGGAUCAUGCCAAUCUGGACAUUCUAGAAUUUUUGGUUCCACAACUUUCUGGUUGUAAAUCUUCAGGACAGACACUGGUUCAAACUACUUAUUCUAGAAAAUUUACUUUCAAAAAGACCACUUCCUACUUCUGGGAGUUUUCCUACUUUUAGGGAAACUGCUGGGCCAUUUUUGAAGCUGCCAAAUUUGUGUGGUUUGGAGAAGGGAUUGGGACCAUUCCUCCUACCAUCCUGUCUUCAGAACAAUUUGCGCAUUCCUAGUUUUGUUGUGAAGUGUAUGGGUUUAUCUCACAUAUUUGUGGAUAAACAAUAUACAUCCUCAUAUGUGUUUCCAUGUAUGAAUAUGCAUACUCAUACUUGUUUAUAAUCUGCAAGUGUGAGGGGGCGUGUGUGCAUGUGUUUACAGGUAAUGCCAUAUAAAUUCAUCAUUCUGCAUGUGCCUAUACACAUACCUUCUUUUCUUUGAGCACAAGUGAAUGUGCUGUUUAUUUGUUAACAAUGUUUUAUAGAUAUAGUCAAGAAGUUCAAGGAAAAUACAUACAAUAAUUAAACUUUGCUUCUGAUUGUAGAGGCUGUCUUGCGCACCUGGAAAGUAGCCUGUUGGAAAGAAAAACAACUAGUUAUCUGGACAACUUCCAUAGCAGGGGAAUUUCUAAAUUAGAAAACCGAUUUUCCAGUUUUUCACCAACAGGAAAUAAGCUGUUGAUCAAAAAAUAGAAUAAAAAUCUUCAAACAGCAAAUCCCUCAUGUACCUUCUAAAAUACCCUGUGUUAAUGAAUCAAAAUGUUUUAUUUGCCAACCUGAAUCAUCUAGAGGCUCAGGUGCAAAUGUUUCAUGGGACAAUUUUCUUACUUAGCCCAAAAGAAAACACAUGUCUCAUAUAUAUUUUUAUGGUAGCACAGAUACAUGAUUUUUUCUCCCAUUCUUCUUUUCUCUAGUGCUAAGCUUUGGAAAAGGUUUUGUUUUGCCCUGGAAGUUAACAAGCAAUAUGAAGUCAUUUGGACUGUUUGAAGACAUUGUGAAACAUGAAGGAAAGGUAGAAAGUCACCGGGCAUGCCGUGUGAUGGGAUGAGGAACUGCGGAUGAAUUACUGUGAGAAAUAGCCUUCAUUCUGAGGAUGGCAGUGUGGAAGCAAUUCCCCAUUCAUUCAGUGUUGGGUGGAUCUUCCAAUUUAACAAGACAGACAACACAAGAGUUCUGGUUGCUUUAAUACUGUCAGAGAAUAACAACACCUUAAUCAGAUGGAUAAAUUUGUUUGCUUGCCAUGACUCAGACCAAGAGCAGGAAAAGACGGCCAGUUACUGCUUCUAGUCAUAAUCAGUUUUAUUCGGAGUUGGCCAUUGGAGUUAUGCUUUCAUUAAAGACUUCCUGUUGUGGUUUCUUGAGGUAGAUACUGAACCUAAAUGUUUUUUCUGGGUUUCUCUCAGCACUCCCUGUUUUUUCUCAAGGGAGGGAGAGCGAGGACAGCAGUGACUGGGUUUUGGUUAGUGAUCAUUACUGAACGACUAGCCUUUUGUAGAAUUUCAGGUGUGAGUGGAGAAUUAUUAAAAAUGUUGGUUACCGUUCCUUGGGCCAAACUUUAGAGUGAUUAUCCUAGUGUUCAAGAAGUAAGUUCUAUCUGGUAACAUAUUCCAGACUGCUUCGGGAAUUAUGUUGCAUGACUGUGUGUUUCCCAGGCUUCCUUGGAGCAUUGAUGGAGUUAGUUCGUUUUAAGCAUUUGUCUGGCAGACAGCUUUAAGGUGUUCUUAUUCGGUGCUACAUUUAUCUUUCUCUGUUUAACACUUGCUGUGCUUGUGUGGAGGUACUCUAAUAGUGAGUAAUACAUCCAAGCAUCUCAGAAACAAUUGAUGUUUCAUCUCUUGCUCUAAGCACAACUGGCUCUUAUGGCAGAAAGAAAGACUUUGUAAUCUACAACAGAUACAAAAUGCAGUACUUCAAAAUGAACCUGUUUGAAGAAAAUGAUGCUGACAGAUAAAGAAGUCCUGCUAUUAGUCUAAUUUUAUUGUUGCCUGUUGAGACAUUUCAGAGGUGAAGACAUACGGCUUUUCUGACAUCUUCCUUUUCUUAGCCCAAAUAUCAUCUAUGGUGAGCAUCUCCUUUUCAUUAUCAUCUCUGGGUUCUGAAAGAUCAGUAACACCUGAUUAAAAGCCUGCUGAUACUGAUAGAAGUCUCUCAUUAAUAAGGUUGAGGUUAGGAUGAUGAGUAAGAAUAACCUGGGCAUCCAGAAAACUAAACAUGAAUGAAUGUGGAACAAGAUUUUAGAUAAUACAGAAUGCAGCAAAUUCUUCCUAUGGCUUAGCUAGUAUCCAUGCACUCAAAAUUAUUAGGAGUACUGAAACAUUUGGUUCAAAUUAACCACCUUAAAAUUUUGGGGUUACUUCUAUUUUCUGAUAUCCUUUACUUUUUUAAAAUUCCGUUUUUUUCCUCUGCUUCUGUAUCCCAAUAUGUUUUUGGACUUAAAUGUCUAGAUAAAACCGCCUUAUUCAACAGAAAAAUGCAGAGUGCUCCUUGAUUAUCUCUGCUGUUCUCACAUAGGAUUGAUUCAUGUACAUCUAGAUAGGGUACAGUUCCAUGACAAUAUAUCUCUUGAACAAACUGUUGGCAGGAAGAAUGGGUCUAAAUUGUUAUUUCUCAUUUAUUGAAGCAUUAUUUCAUAGGCACACCAACAUUAUCUAUAUAGCUAUCCAGAGUUCUGAAUCCACCCAUUAAAACCGACAAAGUACCUAUUGCUAAGGGUGAUAAUUCAUUUCGCUAGCACUCUGAGUUGGUUGGUUACAUUCUGUUAAUUUCCAUCGCAAAGCAAAUGUGGUGGUAUGUGCAGAGUGUAUUGCCACAAAUCUGACAGUUUGCCUAAACAAAAAGCAGCUGGCAAAACUGAAGUGGCUGUAGAACUUGCAUGUAAAUAGGCAAACUGGAAGAGGUAUUAUAUCUGGAUCUUAACCCCGCAGAUUAUCCUUCAUCCUUUGCACUAUAUAGUGAUAAAGAAUGACAGCUCAGAGCUUGUUAAUUAUUAAAAUACAAGCUGAGCUGUGAGUGAGGUUUGCUUAUUAGUUUGGUCCUGAUGUGAAAAUUUUUGUUCUGUUAUAUAUUUAAUCACUAUUUUGGUAUAAUGUACAAGGCUUAAAAUGAUGUAUGUGCCAGACUGAUUAAAACCUAGGUGUUGGGUGAGCAGAGCUGUAUGGGGGUGGAGGGUAAAUCCUUGUUAAAAUUAAAAGUGGCU
Molecule: messenger RNA, 6593 nt
Organism: Pseudonaja textilis
Lineage: Eukaryota; Metazoa; Chordata; Lepidosauria; Squamata; Elapidae
Gene: TEX264
Product: testis expressed 264, ER-phagy receptor
Biological process (GO): reticulophagy; protein-DNA covalent cross-linking repair
Cellular component (GO): nucleus; autophagosome membrane; endoplasmic reticulum membrane
Source: RefSeq, a predicted model, not a curated record